Molecule: messenger RNA, 3233 nt
Organism: Haliotis rufescens (red abalone)
Lineage: Eukaryota; Metazoa; Mollusca; Gastropoda; Lepetellida; Haliotidae
Product: C-type lectin BfL-1-like
Exons: 5
Coding region: 365-1114 (249 amino acids)
Source: RefSeq, a predicted model, not a curated record
UUUACUGAAAGCGCAAACGUUGAUUUGUAUGAAUUGAGAUGGAUUGUCAGUUAGAUUCAUACCUCAGAUAACCCGAUUGUGUAACGGAUAUGAUAUUGUACAUGGCUAUAAAUGGUGAAAAACUGUUUCUCGAUUCAAGAUAACUUUACAGCAUUUCCGGAUAUACAUUCUUCGCAUCGGCGGCCAUAAGCGUCUUCUGAGAACGAUUUUGACCUCUGAAGAUGGCAUGCUUGUGCCAACCAAUAUGACAUCUGACAUUUGUUCAAGAGUGAUUUGUUCCAGGUUGAUCGUGCGUGUCCGAGAGAGGCCCAGCCUGACAUUGAUUUACUGAGAUACACUUGGGACACACAACGCGGGGGACAUCAUGCAUCUCCUAAAGUUCCUUCUCCAGAUACUUCUGUUCCAACUCAAUCUUCUUAAAUAUUCUGAGGCUGUUGAGUUGCUGGGAUUUAGGCGUCUGGAGAGGUAUGACAACGUCGUCAUUCUCCCCAACGUCCCCCUUCUGGAGACGCCGUCGGCACACAAAAGUGUAUCAGCGUGCGGCAGGGUGUGCGUCUCCUACCCCGACUGUUCACUGUUCUCCUACAACAGAAUCACUUCCGAGUGCAAAUUAUUCCCUUUGGCAGUCUAUCCUGCCGAUACAUUCACGUUAACGGCUACAACGUCAGGACUGCAAUAUUACGCAUACAAUAAAGAUUGGUGUCCAGUGACGAACGGCUUCAUAUUGGACAGGGAGACAGACCUAUGUUUCUACGUUUCAGAAGCGAAGAAGAACUGGGCCGAUUCUAUUACUGCAUGCCAAAACAUAGGGAUGGGAGCUCGACUUAUGAUCAUUAAAGAUGUCGAUAAACAACGAAAGAUCACAAGCAGCCUUGCGAGAGAUAGCACUGUGAAAAAUGAACAUGCCUGGAUUGGUGGAUCUGAUCUUGACACCACGGACGGUGUGUACGAGUUUCACUGGAUAGACGGGACAAAGGUUGUGAACACAUUCUGGGGUGGAUCUCAACCUAACGGACAACUGUACAACGAGUACUGUCUCGGUAUAAACAAUGCCAUUCUGUAUGACCGGGUUUGUGCCCACCUGUACCGAUACUACUGUGAUAUUCCGAACUAAUAAUAUGAACUUACUGUCAUUGUACAGCAAAAAUUCUUGUGACCUUUUCAUGCUAAAAAAUAUAUUUUUCACCUCCUUGUGCUUGCAAGAUAUUUUUCAAAAUUAAUGUUAUUUUUAGAUCAGGCUCCGAGUUCAGUUGAUUUACGAUGAAAUACGAUUUUUGCCAAUACACACACGUAGGGGCCCGGAUACGAAUAGGUCCCCAACAGCCUAUUCGCUUGUGAGAGCCGACUAAAUCUGAUCGGGUUCUCAGUCUUAGGGACAUCGAUGAUUGCGUGUCAUUGUACUCCUGAGCCGCGGACGUUGCUUAAAUCAACCUCUGGUUUGUAUGGCCCAGACUCGAUUAUUAAAUAAUUGUCGUUAUAUAACUGGAAUAUUUCUGAAUGCGGCGUAAAACAACACCCGCUCUAUCGCUUGCUAAUUCAGGGCUUGAUACUGCAUAGUCAUUAUAAGUACAACUUUGACAUUUAUUGUUGGAAUCCACAUGGUCCUCAACAAAACGCAUUCAAGACAUUUGUCAAUGAUGUUUAUGCAAUUCAAUCCAUUAUACGUCGUAUUUGGAAACUACUCCUUCAAUAUUCAUUUAUAUUUUGUUUCAAAUCUAUGUAUUGCUUUUGUUUAACAAUUCACGAUGAACUAAUGACUUAUUUUCAGAAAUAGUGUCAUAAAUAACUACUUUUUAUUAACAUGUGUUAUUUAUAUAUAUUUUACGAUCUGGUGAUUAUUAGCUAUACAAUACAAUUACAAAAAGCUGAUAAUAAUACCAUUGACAGACAAACACUAUGUAAAAUUUGAAACAUCCUCUCAACAUUAAUUGUUUAAGCAAAGAACUUUAGGAAAUACCACAUUUAAGGUCAAUGUGUUAAUUGAAGAAAUCUGACCAAAGUAUGAACGUGCAUUAUCAACUUUAGGCUUGGCUGAACCUGAAGACAUAUGCCCCAUGGAUCAAGGAAUGAUCCAUUUGUACCGGAUUCCAAAGCUCCAUGAACAUACAUACACAUUAAAGGGUAUAGAUUUGUUGGCUCUAGAAAAAGUACCACCAAAUGCCUGUCUCAAAGAGUUACCAUAAUCCUUAAUGCAAACUUAAGGAAGGACUUUCUUUAAUGUUAUAGACUCUGGACUCUGAUUAUGAUAUUGGUUUUGUCGCUUUAAUAUAUAUUCACAGAAAGUAUUUGACACAGGUGGAAAAAAAUCCAUUUAGCUUCUGAAACACUAUAACGAUUUGUUGCCAUAUCACAGCAGAUCCUGAAUUUUCAACUUUACACACCACUAUCCAACACGACAAACUUAAGGAAAAGCUUCAUUCCUUGAUCCAUGGGGCAUUUGUCAUUAAACGUGGAGACCAUGGAUAUAGUUACAUCUCUGUCGUCAAAGGCUUUGGACAAUUUGUAAAAAAAAUGAAAGCAAAUGUUUUGUGUUGUAUCUAAAGCUGUUUUAAAGAAGUGCUUGUAUGGAUUCCAUAGCUGUAUAAAAGAUGUGCUUGUAUUAAAUAGAUGAAGUAUUCUAAAGCUGUAUUAAAGAUGUGCUUGUAUAGUAUCUUAAGCCGUAUAAAAGAUGUGCUUGUAUUAAAUAGAUUGAGUAUUCUAAAGAUGUAUUAAAGAAGUGCUUCUGUAGUAUCUUAAGCCGUAUAAAAGAUGUGCUUGUAUUAAAUAGAUUUAGUAUUCUUAAGGUGUAUUAAAGAAGUGCUUGUGUAAUAUCUUAAGCCGUAUAAAAGACGUGCUUGUAUUAAAUAGAUUUAGUAUUCUAAAGCUGUAUCAAAGAAGUGCUUGUGUAGUAUCUUAAGCCGUAUAAAAGACGUGCUUGUAUUAAAUAGAUUUAGUAUUCUAAAGCUGUAUUAAAGAAGUGCUUGUAUAGUAUCUUAAGCCGUAUAAAAGAUGUGCUUGUAUUUAAUAGAUUUAGUAUUCUAAAGCUGUAUUAAAGAAGUGCUUGUAUUGUAUUCUAAAGCUGUAUUAAAGAAGUGCUUGUGAAGUAUCUAAAGCUGUAUUAAAGAAGUGCUUGUAUUGUAUUCUAAAGAUGUAUUAAAGAAGUGUUUGUAUUGUAUUCUGAAGAUACAUGCCAGAAUUGGUUGUAUUGUAUAUAAUGCUGUAUUAAAGGUGUAGUUCUAUAGUAUCUAAAGCUA